Sciurus carolinensis (gray squirrel) is the source of this 2385-nucleotide messenger RNA. It is a transcript of the gene Fam53b, whose product is annotated as family with sequence similarity 53 member B. Bases 832 to 2112 code for a protein of 426 amino acids. Gene Ontology annotation, biological process: positive regulation of canonical Wnt signaling pathway; protein import into nucleus. The record is from RefSeq and is a predicted model, not a curated record. Gene Ontology annotation, cellular component: nucleus. Lineage: Eukaryota; Metazoa; Chordata; Mammalia; Rodentia; Sciuridae. The transcript is spliced from 5 exons.
GAAGCUGGACGUCCGAAGCCCACGCGGCCCAGUUUUCGUUCCGGCUCCUGCGUGGAGGGCGCGGAGAGAAGCCCGUGGGGAUCUUGGCCGCGAAGCUACGGUGGUGGCGCGGCCGGGGCCUGGGCCCGGGGCCGGGGGCCACUUCCCGCGUCCCCGGGCCUCGCAGGCACGAGCUCGCCCAGCGGCGCGCGGCUCAGCUCGCAGGACGCCCUCUAGCCCCGCCGGCGGCGCGCCGCGGCACCCCCACUCCCCGCCCACCGGCGGCUACGCGCACUGCACCCUCGCCCGCCGCCGCCGCCGCACGCCGCCCGGCUCCUGUACGCCGCCGCCGCCGCCGCCGCCGCCGAGCGCCCGGCCCGGGACGCUGCCCGCAGAGCGCCGGGCUGAGUUCACGCAGACGCGGUCGGUCGGCCCCGCGGCGGCGGCGGGCGCGGGCGGCCUGGCCUGGGCGGGUUAAAGGGACGAGUUGCGAACAGUUCAGGAAGUGACAAGUCGAUUUCCUCCUCCCCGGGAGCCGCUCGGUACAAAGCGCUCGGCGCCGGCAGGAGAACGUGCGCGCGGCGGACGCGCGGCGGGCAGCCGGGACGACUUGGCGAGCGCCGGCGUUGACGGCGCGGGGCCCGCUCCCGAAGCGCCCCGCUGCGCACAGGAGUUGGCUGUACUCGGCCUUUUCCAGGCAGGGCCCCAUCCCGAGGUGAGCGCCUGAUGGGGACCUCUUUCUGCUGAUGUCCUUCUACUGGGUUGCCCAGGCAUCGUGGCUGCCCAGGUCUGCCUGCCCGAAGAUGGCUUGUGCCUGCCCUGGGAUGCAGCCCCGCGCCUGAGGUCCUUACCAUGGUGAUGAUCUUGAGGAGAAGCCUUGCCAACCAGGGAGCCGACUCCAUAGCAUGCAGGACCUUCCGCCCUGAACUGCACACGCCAAAGAAGAUGAGUCAAGGACCUACCCUUUUCUCUUGUGGAAUUAUGGAAAAUGACAGAUGGCGAGACCUGGACAGGAAGUGCCCUCUUCAGGUUGACCAACCGAGCGCCAGCAUCUGGGAAUGUCUGCCAGAAAAGUGUCAGGACGGCCCACUGUGGCACCGGGAGGCUGUGACCGCCUGUGCAGUGACCAACCUGAUCAAAGACCUCAGCAUCAGUGACCACAAUGGGAGCCCCUCAGCACCCCCCAGCAAGCGCCAGUGCCGGUCACUGUCCUUCUCUGAUGAGAUGUCCAGCUGCCGGACAUCAUGGCGGCCCUUGGGGUCCAAAGUCUGGACUCCUGUGGAGAAGAGACGGUGCUACAGUGGGGGCAGUGUCCAGCGCUACUCCAAUGGUGUCGGCACCAUGCAGAGGAGCUCCAGCUUUAGCCUCCCUGCCCGGGCCAAUGGGCUUUCCUCGCCCUGCCACCAGGCGGUAUUGCACCACCGCUUGGGGGGACAGCCCUGCCAAGGGGCACCAAGCUUGGCCCCCGGUGGACAGGCAGGUGACACCUGGACCCCCGACCCACACCCCACAGGAGGGGGCCGGCUAGACCUGCAUCGGUCCCUCUCCUGCUCACAUGAGCAGUUUUCCUUCGUGGAAUACUGUCCACCCUCAGCCAACAGCACACCUGCCUCAACGCCAGAGCUGGUGAGACGCUCCAGUGGGCUCGCCCGCAGCCGCUCCCAGCCGUGUGUCCUUAAUGACAAGAAGGUUGGUGUAAAACGGCGGCGCCCGGAAGAAGUACAGGAGCAGAGGCCUUCCCUAGACCUUGCCAAGAUGGCACAGAACUGUCAGACCUUCAGCAGCCUCAGCUGCCUGAGUGCGGGGAUGGAGGACUGCGGCCCCCAGAGCCCCUUCGCCCUCCACGUCAGCAGCACCCGGGCCUGGACCGCCCUGCUCUCAGCCUCAGCCUCCAGCCCAGGGGGCAGGACCCCUGCUGGGACCCCGGUCCCUGAGCCUCCUGCCCGCUCCUUUGAUGAUGGCCUCACCUGCCAGGAGGACCUGUCUUGCGAGGAGUCCGACGGCUGUACCCUGGAUGAAGACUGCAGCAGAAAGCGGGAGUCGGCCGCAGCCUGGAGGGGCCGCGGGGCUGCUGGGCACAGCCUCUGCUCCCUGGACGGCGAGCUGGACAUCGAGCAGAUAGAGAACAACUGAGGGCGAGUGAGCCCUGGUCCAGGGCGGGCACAGUCGAAUCAGCGGGUCUCCCUCUGGGCCCUUGGUGGACACUCACAGGGGUAGCCCAGCUCGUGGGUCUGACAAAAGCUUUCUGAGGGUGUUGGGUCCCAGGGAGGCUGCCCACCGCCUCCUCAAGUUCUGUGAAGGCUGAGUGCCUCACAGUGGGCCGUGUCAGGCUCCCAGCUGUCGAGGGCGUCAGCCACCAGGUCCAUGGAACUGCUGUAGCCCACAGAGCAGCUUUUUGGUUUGGUC